This is a messenger RNA of Triticum urartu, 1453 nucleotides long. RefSeq lists its product as uncharacterized. The record is from RefSeq and is a predicted model, not a curated record. Gene Ontology annotation, molecular function: DNA binding. Gene Ontology annotation, biological process: regulation of DNA-templated transcription. NCBI's taxonomy places the organism in Eukaryota, Viridiplantae, Streptophyta, Magnoliopsida, Poales, Poaceae.
CGGGCCUUCAAACCCUAGCUGUCAAGCUCCGUCCCUCGUCCUCUCAUGGCGUCCCCGCGCUCGCCCGACUCGCCCCGUGGCCUCACCUUCGCGCCCUGCGACGCCGACCUCAUCACGAUCUACCUCCAGCGCAAGAUCUCCGGGUCCCCGCUCCCCGCCGCCGCCGCCCGGUACAUCCAUGACGCGGACGUGUAUGCGGCCGAGCCCGCCGCGCUCGUCACCGGCCUCCUCCCCGCCUCGGCGAGCAGCGACGGGGAGGGCAGGGAGUGGUACUUCUUCACCUCCGCGCGGGCCCAGAGCAGCCGGGGCACCCGCAGGUGCCGCGCCGUCGCGGGCGGGGUCGGCACCUGGCAUUCGGAGAAGGCGCGGUGCGACGUGCUUGACGCGGGCGGCGCCGCCGUCGGGUACCGCCAGCCCUUCACCUACGAGCCCAAGAACGGCUGGCUGAUGCUCGAGUUCAGCCAGGAAGACCCCCGCCCCGGCGAGGCCAUGCCCGCCCUCUGCAAAAUCUACCAGAAGCGUCGUGCUGGCCGGUCCGCCUCCAAACCCAUUUCGUCUGGGUCGUCGUCGAUGUCUGGAUCCAAGAGGAAGGCGGCGGCCGCGGGCGAGCGCUCCGGCGUGAGGCGAUGCCUGCAGUUCCGUCCGUCUCCUGCCGCAGCAAAUCCGCCCACCGUGGUUGCUACAUCUGAUAUUCAAGAAGCGUUCUUGCUUCCAAUCGAGCGGCCGCAGGCAGAGCAAGAACCGCAAGAACCGCCGGUACGCAGAGCACCCACAGCCACAACGCUGAUUCCCAGCUUCUCCCUGACCUUCGACCGCACCGCCUUCCUCCGCCCCGCCCAAGAUUCGCCCACGCCAGCGAAUUCGGACCUGAGCGACACGUCGACGGCACUACUGGGCAAUUACGAGCUCGUCUCACCAGCCACCUCCGAGCUGACCUGCUACAAUGCCACGACACCCUCGAGCGAUAUCACCGGCGCUUGGGCCUUCCAGCCGUCCGCCCUGACCUCCUCCAAUGGCACCACCUUCCUCCUCCCUGGCCAAGAUUGGGCCACGCCAGAGUCGUCACAAGUCAGUGAGGCAUCGACGCUGGAGAGCUACAGCUGCUUCUCGCCCGACCACUCCACAUCCAGGCCCACCAGACCGCCGAUCAGCAACGGCACCGGCUAUUGCUGGUCUUUCCCGCAGUCCAGCGAGCUAUCAGCAAUUUUUGGUGCCUGAUCGAAUGCUUUGAUACGCUUCCAUGUUAGGCUGAGAGGAGUGUGGGUCUGCCUCCUUUAGUUUGUAGGGAUUUUUUGUUCUUGGUAGACUUGUUCAGCAGCAACUCUGCUUUCUGUUGGAACUUGGAACCGAGGCUUGGUUCAGUUAACCGACAUCUUAGCGGUCCUCUGGUGAUGUAACUGGGAUGCACACAGCACACGUAGUUGUGGAUCCUUCAUUGUGCACUCUUCCUGUA